AAUACACGGAGUAUUUCUGUUUUGUUUGAAGUUAGAAAUUGGCAGUAUUUCAAAAUUAGCCGUGCAACUGGUGUAUUCGGUGUGUGUUUAAGUCACAAAAACACGAGAGAUUUUAUUAAAGAAAUAUAUUGUUUAUUUGUUUACUAAAAAUUUAAGAAAGAAAGAGUGAAAACUACUUGCUAAUCUAAAACAAUCUGAUAACCAGUUGCGGAUAUUUUGUAUAAAUAUAUACUGUAGGGACUAGAGAAAUAAACAAAAUGGCAAGUGUAAUAGGAAAAUGGAAAAUUGACACAUGUGAAAACUUUGAAGAGUACAUGAAAGCUACAGGGGUCUCAGAAGAAAAACGAGCAGACGCACACAAAUAUUUGUCAACAGGAUCAAACUUGACUCAAGAGUUUAUAGCCAACGGUAAUAAUUGGACUGUUACAACUUCGACUGCUGUAGGAGAGCGUUCAAUCGCAUUUGCAAUCGGAAAUGAAUUAGAUUCUAUGACACUAGAUGACCGAAAAAUAAAGGUUGUGUUUACAGUUGACGGUGACAGCCUUGUAGAGAAUCAAAAGGGUGAUGGCUUCGAGUGUACACAUGUUAGGAAAGGAAAUGGAAAUACAUUAACAAUGACACUAACAGGUGGAGGCCAGACCUGUAUAAGGACGUUUAGCAAAGUGUAACAACAUUCCAGAAAUGCCAAACUUGUUCCAUCGAUUCAAUUCAAUAUUUUAUACAUGUAGUUAAAUAAAUUGUUCUUGCAGACUGGA
Messenger RNA from Mercenaria mercenaria, 755 nucleotides. Its product is annotated as fatty acid-binding protein, heart-like. Gene Ontology annotation, cellular component: cytosol; nucleus. NCBI's taxonomy places the organism in Eukaryota, Metazoa, Mollusca, Bivalvia, Venerida, Veneridae. Bases 258 to 668 code for a protein of 136 amino acids. Gene Ontology annotation, molecular function: fatty acid binding. Gene Ontology annotation, biological process: fatty acid transport. The record is from RefSeq and is a predicted model, not a curated record. The transcript is spliced from 4 exons.